This is a messenger RNA of Daphnia magna, 843 nucleotides long. Its product is annotated as bcl-2-like protein 1. The record is from RefSeq and is a predicted model, not a curated record. Gene Ontology annotation, cellular component: mitochondrial outer membrane. The transcript is spliced from 2 exons. NCBI's taxonomy places the organism in Eukaryota, Metazoa, Arthropoda, Branchiopoda, Diplostraca, Daphniidae. Gene Ontology annotation, molecular function: protein heterodimerization activity; protein homodimerization activity. Gene Ontology annotation, biological process: regulation of apoptotic process; intrinsic apoptotic signaling pathway in response to DNA damage; extrinsic apoptotic signaling pathway in absence of ligand. The coding region runs from base 174 to 755 and encodes 193 amino acids.
AUUCCGAUCUCUCGCCCCAGUCUCUUACUCUCUUGUGUGUUACAUGCACGACCAGUACAACAGUACGAUAGUGACGGUUAGGAUGGUGUAAUGUGCAGACAAAACUGCGUGAAUUUUGAUCUCACCUCUUAUUAUUUAGACGUGAUCGGUAACGUGUUUAGGACUGUUACUUAAUGAAGAAAACCAUGGCUUCUACCACUUGGCUAACAAGUAAUAACACUACACAGCCGACCCGUGAAUUCGUGUUCGAACAAAACUCAACUUUCGCCAUCAACAUUGUCAAAGAAGCAUUAGGCGAGAAGGUAGAUUUGUCAAAAGAUAAAAUCUACAGGACGUUAUCAACAUGCGUUGGAGAAGUGUUGGCAAAUUGUGAAUCUCCUAUGCAGCAGUUAGUAAAUAGACUAGACCUUUCUCGUGGUAUAGGCCAUGACAAGUUUGCUACAUUGGCUGAUGAACUGUUUGAAGCUGAAAAUGGCUUUAUUGUUCUAUGGGAGAGGAUUGUGACUUUGUUUGCCUUCACAUGGGUACUUAGCAAGCAGCUACAUACAGACCCUGUUGUGUCAUCCAGCAAUAUCAGCAAGAUACUUGCCAGCUACUUAAAUGACAAAAUUACUCCAUGGAUCUUGCAACAAGGAGGCUGGAUUAAAAUCUGUAACGAAUUUGGAGAUGAUGCAGCUGCCUCCAACAAGUGGAAGUACUUCUUUUUAACAGGACUUGGUAUUGGUCUGGUCGCAACAUAUAAAUUGACACAUUAAUCUGUAAUUUUUUUCUUGUAUGUGUAUUGUAUGUUUAUUUAAUUUUAAAUGAUUACAAUUAUUCCACAAAUAUACAAUUAAACUAAAA